AUGUGGAGCCGUGAAAACUUGACUAAAUGGGGUUUGAUAGACAGAGGCAAUUUCAAUCCAUUCACCUUGGCAGAUGACCAUCCGGGCGCCGCAUUACGCCUAGAAGCUGUAGAACGAUGGAUUACUGGCGCUAAGCAGGACAAUCGAAACUCAGGUCACUAUCUAUCAAAGAUUUGGAAAGAAGUCAUGAUCAGACGCACUUACGCUUCACCGAAUCCUCUUUAA
This is a messenger RNA of Botrytis byssoidea, 225 nucleotides long. RefSeq lists its product as uncharacterized. The record is from RefSeq and is a predicted model, not a curated record. Bases 1 to 225 code for a protein of 74 amino acids. Lineage: Eukaryota; Fungi; Ascomycota; Leotiomycetes; Helotiales; Sclerotiniaceae. The transcript has a single exon.